CCGUACUCCAUACACACAGUACGCCAUAGUCCCUUCGUCCGCCCACUCGAGUCAUUUUAGAAUGGACUCCUUGUCCCUCAUCACCGCCCAAUUCUCUCUUUCCUUCUCUUCUCCUCCCUCCCUCCACUUGCUUAAUCCUUCGCAAUGAUAAACUUUGCGAUAACCACCUAAAGAAUUUGGUAGACCCCGCCGAUGUGGCGUCAGGCCCGUGGACUAUUAUCCUUGAAUUGAGGUCCUCCCCCCACCCAAGCGAAGAGCCCACGGGAAUCCAGUGCCAGACUCGGUGUAAGGAAGAACAAAAGGGAGACCACAGCCCUACAGUUCCGGGCUGACCCUCACUCUCCUUGGAAUCUCUGGUCCAGCCCGAUGACUCGGAUAUUGAGGACGCUCGAAUCUUAACUGCCUUCGUUUUCGGGCUGUCACCCGCCUCUCGCCGCCAGGAUGACCUCCAGUGUGAAUACCUGGGUGUGGUUUGCAGUGGUGCUGCUGAUCACUCUCAUGCGAUUUGUCUCCCGCACCUUGCAAGUGGGUUCGCCGAGGAAUCUGCAGAUUGAGGACUUCGUGAUGUUGGUGACUGUGAUUCUCUACAUCCUCCUCACCGUCUUCCUCAUCCUCGUGGCCCAUCAUGGCACCAACGAGAUCCCGAUGGACCAAAUCGACAGCAUCGACCCCGCCACCGUCCCCGACCGCAUCCUGGGCAGCAAGAUGGUCAUCGUGGUGGAACAGAUGUGGUUGGGGACAAUCUGGGGGUGCAAGGCCUGCUUGCUGCUGCUGUACUCGACCAUGACCAAAGGCCUCCCGCAGCAUAAAUGGGUCAAAGGCAUCAGCCUCUUCUGCGGAAUCUGCUUCCUGCUGAUUGAGAUUCUGUUCUUCGGGGGCUGGUGCCACCCCUUCUCCGCUUACUGGAGCGUGCCCCCCAAGAGCGUGCAAUGCUCGGUGUAUCGCAACCAUCUCAUUCUCUCGCUGGCGCUCAACGUGACCACCGAUCUGAUGAUCAUGGCGAUCCCGCUGCCCCUGCUGAUCAAGGCGAAGCUGACCCUGACCAAGAAGCUGACCCUGCUGGGGGUCUUCUCGCUGGGCGCCUUUGUGAUCCUGUGCUCCAUCCUGUCCAAGUACUACUCCAUCUCCAACCCCUACGGCGAUGAAUGGGUGGACUGGUACGUGCGCGAGGCCGCCACUGCGGUGAUCGUCGCCAACCUGCCCCAGACCUGGACGCUAUUCCGCCGCAUGUUCAACCUGAAGGGCUUCCUGCACCACUCCUCGUAUGAUCGCAGCCGCAGCCGCAGCCGCAAGACCAGCAAGUUCACCAGUCGCUUCGACAGCUCCACCAUCCACCUGUCGCGCUUUCGCAAUGGGGACAAGUCCCAGCUGCACUCAACCAUUGACCGCACCGAGUCCGGCGAGCGCAUCCACGACCCCCCGCUCGAGAUCUGGGCCCAUCGCCAGUUCCACGUCAGCAAUGAGACCGAGGCGGCGACGCGCCACAGCCCGAGUCUGAGCGAGAGCAGCGGCGGCAGCAGCAGCAGCGUCCACAGUAUCGAGUUCGAGGGGGUGAGCGUGCCCCACGUGAAGACGACGGUGACGACGACGACCACCACCACCCCGAUAUGA
This is a messenger RNA of Aspergillus saccharolyticus JOP 1030-1, 1611 nucleotides long. RefSeq lists its product as uncharacterized. The coding region runs from base 442 to 1611 and encodes 389 amino acids. The transcript has 4 exons. The record is from RefSeq and is a predicted model, not a curated record. Lineage: Eukaryota; Fungi; Ascomycota; Eurotiomycetes; Eurotiales; Aspergillaceae.